Molecule: messenger RNA, 1024 nt
Organism: Cryptococcus amylolentus CBS 6039
Lineage: Eukaryota; Fungi; Basidiomycota; Tremellomycetes; Tremellales; Cryptococcaceae
Exons: 3
Coding region: 217-966 (249 amino acids)
Source: RefSeq, a predicted model, not a curated record
UUUUCCCACCGAAGUAUCCUCGUCUAAACCACCUCACCAAUAUCCAUCCUUCAUCCCUCCAGCCUAUUCAAGGUCGACCGACACCUGGCACCCCUAGCCAGAUCCCUCACGUGACUGCUCCAGUGUCGCACCACCUAUCCGCCCUCUAACGUUAUCUACAUUCCACCUGUCAUCCCAUCGUUUAGUCGCUCUCCAUUUUUCGACAAGUAGCACACAAUGGUGACUAGGGGCCUCAUCGGCUACAUCCUCCGAAACAAGCAGCGGAAGGCCAUGUAUAACCGCUUUGACUCUUAUCCCAAGUGUCAAGGCUACGGAAUAGCCUUGUUCAUCUCUCGCCUAUCUCACGAGCAAGCGAAAGAGAUGGCGGACCUGGUUGAGAAUAUUGAGUGGAUUGAAAAUGUGACCGAGGACGUCCCCAAAGAUAUACAGAAACGAUAUCUAGCCUUUGACGGCAUUUGGAGACACCAGCAUCCUUACGGUGGUCCGGAGCACUGGUGUCAUGAAUGGGACCUGUCAGGGAAGGAGAACAGCGAACACAUUGAAGAACAAAUAGAGGAGGCGAAAAAAAUGUUGGAAGGCCUCCCCUCGAAAGAAGGAUACGAGGUUGUGAGAGACAACAUGCGAAGAAAGAGCUACAUCUACGAGGAUGUUAAUCUGUGGUAUGGCCUCUUGGUCGAAGCACAGCUUGGAUACAGAGCGCUACGUUUCAUCCAAGAGGGAAAGCUCAAACAUCUAAUCGAUUUUAUGGGCGACACGGAGCUACAAAGCGAAUGGGAGUACUAUAUCGACUUUGGCCACGAAAAGAUGGAAGUUUGGGGCCCUAGAGGCCUGGUGAGAGAGGUGACUUUUGACACGUUGCGAGAGGACCCAGAAUAUAUGUGCAAAGCCGACUUUUCAAGGCCACAUGGUGAGAAGAAGAGGAACAAAAGGAGGACGAAGACGAGCAAGCCUCGAUCCCACUAUUAGCCUCAUUGACAAGUAGCAUCUCCCCUCUCUUUGAUGUAUCAACUGUGAUUUGUUCAUA